AUUUUUUAUUAUUUUUUCUUUCUCUAUAUAUGAACAAGAGGCAAGAUAAAAGAGAACGACUUGGGUAUUGUUUUUAGUUUUCAUUUUUCAUUUUUUUUUUCUCUCGUAAAUUUGUUUUUGUUCUUUCUCAUUCUCUUUGCCUCCGUCGACCCUUCACCAACAACACAGUGUUCUGUUCUUCAAUUCAACCAUGAAACUUCUUUCUUCUUAACGCAACAAGCUUCAUCUGGGUCUCUCUCGCUUCUUCUUCUGCUUCUGCUUCCGCUUCCAUGGAGGUGAAUGCGCCUCAAGUUAAUAAUGAGCUAGUGAAUGGUAUCGAUGAGCGAGGAGAUGAAAAACCAGAAUGGUGCAUUGCUUAUGAUGUUUUUGGUGAUUCGGAAAUAUCUCCUCGGGAGGGUGAGGAGUACCAGGUUGAACUUCCUCCUUUAAUUUCAAAAUCUGAGUAUUGUUUGUCAAGGAACACCGACGAGGAAGAAAGUACACUCCAUAACUUUCAAGUAGGAUUACCUAUUCCAAUCAUUUGGAUAAAGGACGGAGCAGAAAAAAACAACGACGAUCCACUGAAAGACGAAUGGAAGUCAACACCAGAAGUAGAACGCAUUCAGAAAUGUUUGGACCGUGAGAAGUUGAAUCCUAAACUUGAGGCUAUGGACAGUACAUUGUUCAAUAGAAAGAAUUCUGAUAUGAAGCAAGAAACAAAGAUUGUGAUGCAAGAGGAACAUAGACAUAAAGGCCAGAUUCCGGUUCCAGGUUCUCCAAGUGACACUUGGACUGAAGCUGAAGAGGACGGUUUCGUCCUUGGCUUGUAUAUAUUUGGGAAGAACCUCGUUCAAGUGAAAAGAUUUAUUGGCAAUAAGAAGAUGGAGGAUAUACUGUCAUUCUAUUAUGGGAAAUUUUAUAAGUCUGACAAGUAUCUCAGAUGGGCUGGUUGUAGGAAAAUGAAAACCAGGAAAUGCAUUUUCGGGCAAAGAAUUUUCACUGGAGCACGGCAACAUGAGCUUUUGUCUCGUCUACUGCAGAAUGUAUCGGUGAAAUGUGAAAAUAAACUACGCGAGGUGUCGAAGACAUUUUUAGACGGGAAAAUGCUUUUAGAAGAUUAUGUUUUAACUCUAAAAGCUUCAGUUGGGAUCAAAGCACUUGUCGAGGCAGUAGCAGUUGGUAAAGGGAAACAAGAUCUUACAGGUCUAUCUGUUGACUCUGUAAAGUCCACUCAGACCAUUCCAGUUCGCCCAGAAAUACCAGUUGGUAAAGCCUGUUCAAAGCUUACAGCUUCGGAAAUAAUAAGCUUUCUAACAGGUGAUUUCAGAUUAAGUAAAGCUCGAGCUAGUGAUCUCUUUUGGGAAGCUGUUUGGCCUCGUCUACUUGAGAGAGGUUGGCACUCGGAGCAGCCGAGAAGUUAUAAUUAUGCUGCUGCUUCUAAGGCUACUUUGGUAUUCCUUGUCCCUGGAGUUAAAAAGUUUUCCAGGAAGCUAGUUAAGGGGAAUCAUUAUUUUGAUUCUUUAUCUGAUGUACUUGGUAAAGUUGCGUCCGAUCCUGAGCUAAUUGAUCUCGAGACAAAUGCAGAUAAUGAUUGCACAAACAAUGAAGGAAAUGGAUGGACAAAAGAUACAAAACUGGACCGUGAAAAUUCCCCUGCUGAUGAGCCGCGUCAUUGCUAUCUCAAGAUGAAAACUCCAAACCGCAGUACAGAUGUAAUAAAAUUUACUGUUGUAGAUACAAGUCUUGCGAGUGAAAAGACGAAUAAUGUGAGAGAACUGAGAAGCUUACCAUUUGGAGUUUUAACAGCUUCUACCUUGGACACUGAUUCUGAUGACGAAAGCACUUCAGAGGAAGAGGAAACAAAUGAAUCUGAGUCUGCAAAUGGCACAUGCUUUGAUAGUGGGAAGGAUCAUAUUAGUAAAGCCGGUAAACUUAACAUUGUUAAGGGUGAAUCUUCAGAUAUGAAUGGUUUAGAAAUUAAGCCUUCAAAAGAGGAGCUUCCAAUAAGCAGCAUGGUCUCGACUAGUUUAUCAGCUGCCUUGAUAGACCAGAAGACAUACGUCUUGGAAAACAAACGGAGAAGAGACAGUGUGAAGUGUCAAUCACUCCAGAAAAUAGUAUCUGAUAACCUAAUUGAUCAUGUCCCUAUUACAAAAAAAAGAAGGAGAUUAUCUGCAUGUAGCCGUGCAAAGAAAAAUGGAAACAUAACUAAUUUCUUUGUGGUUCCUCCGAGAGUUAAACAAGAGGAGGUCAGUUUCAGUUUGGAUCAAGCCAACUCAAAUUACAGCGAGAAUGUAACUGCUGAUUCUGUAGCUCCCAGCGUAAAACAAGAGAAGGCCAGUUACUUUGCUUACAAUGCAAAAUCUAGUGACAGUGUUCUUUCAUCUGCAGAGAAGGUAACUCCACCUCAGGAGAAUAACUCUUUAGUAGGUUUUCCAACUCAGGAGAUAAAAAAAUCAGCAGAGCCUCUGUCAGAUCCCAGCUCACUCAUCUGCAGAGAAGGUGUCUCUGAUGCUAGUUCUUCCGGAACAAAGGAACAACAUCAGGAACCUCGGCCAAGGACUAUGAUUGACCUUAACUUACCUGUUUCACCAGAAGCUGAUGUUGAUGAACCUUUUGUGAAUGAAAUGACUGAGAUACAGAAAAGUGAAACAGGCAAGGAAUCAGGUGAGGUCAGCGUCGAGAAAAACUUUGAACCGGUUGAUCACUCAGACUUGCAGCACGACGUACAAGCUCGGAGGACAAGCACAAGAAACCGACCACCAACAACGAAAGUGCUGGAAGCUUUUGCCUUUGGAUUUCUAGACAAAAAGGAGAAGCGCGGUAGAAGUAGAGACAGUUCGGUAUCAAAACCUUCGCGGCGUGUGCGUCGUAAAGUGGAAGAAUCUAGUAGUGCUGUUGCAGAUUCUGAAAAGGAGGAAAGAGCAGAUGUUUUUGGUAGCGCUGGCAGUAACAGUGAUGUGUUAUAUACAGGUUUCAAACAAUGAUGUCUUAUAAUGAGAGAUUGAAUUUCAUUGUAUGUCUCAAUACUUUGAGAUAACAGCAUUUGAUCUUUCAUUCAUUGAACUAGUACAGUACAUUAUACAUAAUUUGAUGUUAGAUACAAACUUCGAACUCGAAGUUUUAUUAUAGCUUAAGGCCUUAUAGUUUUUCCCAGAGAAUGUACUGAUCCAUCUGGCCUCUGGUUGUUUUGUCAGCUGUGCACUCAACAGAAUAUGAAGUUGAAGUGAUUUUCCCCUGUUUGGGUUUUGUAAGCAUGCACAUAUGAAUGUUUUUCAUUCAUAAUUAAUUGGUGGUUGCUUUGUAGUAAACUUUUCUUUGUCUUAUUA
Trifolium pratense (red clover) is the source of this 3308-nucleotide messenger RNA. RefSeq lists its product as uncharacterized. The coding region runs from base 270 to 2966 and encodes 898 amino acids. The record is from RefSeq and is a predicted model, not a curated record. Gene Ontology annotation, molecular function: transcription corepressor activity. Lineage: Eukaryota; Viridiplantae; Streptophyta; Magnoliopsida; Fabales; Fabaceae. Gene Ontology annotation, cellular component: nucleus. The transcript is spliced from 4 exons.